Messenger RNA from Eimeria necatrix, 1062 nucleotides. Its product is annotated as thyroid hormone receptor interactor, putative. The record is from RefSeq and is a predicted model, not a curated record. Gene Ontology annotation, molecular function: ATP hydrolysis activity; ATP binding. Gene Ontology annotation, cellular component: chromosome; nucleus. Bases 1 to 1062 code for a protein of 353 amino acids. The transcript has 3 exons. Gene Ontology annotation, biological process: reciprocal meiotic recombination; meiotic recombination checkpoint signaling. NCBI's taxonomy places the organism in Eukaryota, Apicomplexa, Conoidasida, Eucoccidiorida, Eimeriidae.
AUGGAGUUUCCGACUCCGGUGGCGGCGAAUCGCGCGAGCACGGCGGCGUCGGGCGCGCGCGGCCUCCCCUGCACGAAAGUGCCCAAGGUGGACUUCUGCUGCGCAAUCGGCUGCAAAACUUUCGCAAAAGAUCUUUUUUCCGAAAUAACUGCAGCAGCAAACAGCUGGUUGGGCUCUUCGGGGCUGACGGUGGCGCUGGGGGGCCACGACCCGCAGCGCGUGGGCGUUCCGCUGCUGGCGCGCUGCUGCAGUUCCAUUCGCAUAGAGCCGCUGGGCGCGCGCAGCAGCCCGCUGCUGCUGCCUGCUGCUGCUGCUGCUGCUGCUGCUGCUGGGGGCUGCAGCGGGCCGUUUGCUGCGGCCUUUGCGAGCAGCAGCAGCAGCAGCAGCAGCAGCUCGACGGAAGCGGCGCCGCUGCUGUUUCCCUACUGCCAGGCCCGCUUCGCCGUGCUGCCCUACCUGCUGCACGAGGGGCCCCUCCAGGGGCCCCUCCAGGGGCCCCUCCAGGGCCCCCAGGGGCCCCUCCAGGGGCCCCUCCAGGGGCCCCUCGAGGGGGGCCCCCUGGACUUGGGAAGUGAAGCAGAAAGUGGAAAAGUGCUGCAGCAGUGGCUGCUGCCGAACGCAGACUUUGAGGGCCUUUGGGCGAAUUUGCACUUCGAAAAAAAAACCAAAAAGACUCUUUUGAACUACGCCUUCACAGCUUUGCUGUUUGCCGACAGCAGCGUCGACUCCAGCCGCAUGCAGCAGCAAGGCCUGUUUUUGGUGCUGCUGAUUGACGAGGUCGAGGCGCUUGCUGCAGCGCGAGCAGCAGCAGCAGCAGCAGCAGCAGCAGCAGCAGCAGCAGCAGAACCUGCAGACGCAGCUCGCGCAGUCAAUGCCCUUCUCACUCAAAUCGACCUUUUCUGCAAAAGUCCAAACGGAAUUAUUCUCACCACUUCCAACUUGCCAGAAAGCUGCGAUCCGGCGUUUCUGGACCGCGCCGACCUCAAGCUGUACAUACCCCGCCCAAAUGCAAAUUGCAGAUUUGCAAUUCUGGAAAGCUGCGUUGAAGAACUGGCGAGUUAA